UGUAUCCACUGCUGACAGAACUUCUCAAUGAGCUGGGGUGCUUGGCCAGGGAGGGGACUGGGCGGGUGGAGGCUUAUUUGGACAAAAAGGCGGGGACGGUCUUAGAGGCAUCCACGUACUAUCCUACGGCUGAGGAGUUUGAGGAUCCGAUAAAAUACUACGACAAAAUCGCCCCCGAGGCCUCAAAAUACGGCCUCUGCAAAAUAGUUCCCCCUGAAAACUUCAAACCAACAUGCACGAUGAGCGACACGAUCCGCUUCGCGGUCAUAUACCAGUACAUCUCCAAGAUGUACAGCCGCUGGGGCCCCGUGUCCAGGGAGCUGGCUGCCAUCAAGGCGCACCUGCGGACCCAGAGCGUCGUGUUCGCGCGGUCUCCCCUCUUGGACGGCAGCGAAGUGAACCUUCCCAGGCUAUACCACGCCGUGGAACGCAACGGCGGUCUCAGCAACGUCAUACAACGCAAGCGGUGGGGCCGCGUCGCCGACGAGAUGAAGCUGACCAAGUUGCAGCACCCGGAGCGCAAGCUGGACCCCAUAUACAUGCGAUAUCUGCUGCCCUACGCCACGUUGUCCGAUCAGGAACGCCAAAGUAUAAUGGCGGAAGUGGAAAAAUGCUGGACCACCAAGUACCAGAAGAUGCUGGAACGGGCCCGCAAUCCCUUCCAGCGUCAGAACCGGAUGCUGGGCACCGAGUGCGAGUCGGAAUCUGACGACGAAGGAGAGGAUGGAAACACAGCUGGUGCGCUCCAAGAGGCAGAGGACUGCAUAGUGCAGGGGCGCACAAUGAACCUCGUCACAUUCAAAAAAAUCGCGACGUCGCUCAUGGACGCGCACUUCGACCCGUCCAAGCAGCCGCCGGGCGCCGUCGACGUCGAGAAGGCGUACUGGCGCGCCGUGCUGCUUGGCACCGAGCACAUCGUGGCCAACACGGCGUCCAUAGACACGGGAGAGGAGGGUUAUGGUUUCCCGAAGGACCCGCAGGCCGACUACGGCGCGCAUCCCUGGAAUCUAAAGGUCCUGGCGCGGAACCCGAACAACGUGCUCCGCUACCUCGGCCCAGUGCUGGGCGUGACUGUGCCCACGCUCCACCUCAGCAUGCUGUUCAGCACCUCGUGCUGGCACCGCGACCCCCACGGCCUGCCCUGGACCGAGUACAUGCACAGCGGGGCCGAGAAGAUAUGGUACGGCAUCCCCCGCGACGAAAGCGCAAAUUUCCGUCGCGCAGUAGAAACACUGUGCCCCGCCUACUGUCAGAACAAGUCCAUCUGGCUGGCCUCCGAGAUCACCAUGGUGCCACCCAACAUCCUCAGCGAGCAUGGAGUGAAGCUGUCAAGGCUGCUGCAGCGGCCCGGGGAAUAUGUCCUGGUGUUCCCCGAAGCCCAUUCCUGCUCAAUAACUACUGGGUUCGGGAUAUCGGAGAGUGUAUACUUUGCAUCAAACGCUUGGCUGACGGAUGUGUUUAAACUGUUUCAAGUGAGUUUUUUUUUGUUGCUAUUUAAAGGGAAUGACAUAAAAAAAAAAAAUAGGGAGUUAUCUUUUUCUUUUUCACAAUCCAUAACUCCCAUGGGAACAAUAUAGCCCUUUGUCCUUCGGUACACCUGCAUGAAAUAAUAGUACAUUGUGCAACGAGGGGGGUAAGUGAAAUUUUGGAUACGAGGGUG
Cydia pomonella (codling moth) is the source of this 1660-nucleotide messenger RNA. RefSeq names its product protein Jumonji-like. Gene Ontology annotation, biological process: chromatin remodeling. The coding region runs from base 240 to 1577 and encodes 445 amino acids. The record is from RefSeq and is a predicted model, not a curated record. NCBI's taxonomy places the organism in Eukaryota, Metazoa, Arthropoda, Insecta, Lepidoptera, Tortricidae. Gene Ontology annotation, molecular function: DNA binding; histone demethylase activity. The transcript is spliced from 8 exons. Gene Ontology annotation, cellular component: nucleus.